Bipolaris victoriae FI3 is the source of this 702-nucleotide messenger RNA. RefSeq lists its product as hypothetical. NCBI's taxonomy places the organism in Eukaryota, Fungi, Ascomycota, Dothideomycetes, Pleosporales, Pleosporaceae. The transcript is spliced from 2 exons. The record is from RefSeq and is a predicted model, not a curated record. The coding region runs from base 1 to 702 and encodes 233 amino acids.
AUGCCUGAUUUGCAUUCGCUCCCUGACGAUUGGUGGCCCUCGAAAGCCAUCCGCAACAAUGGCCCAGAUGCCCUUGUCUUGGAAAGAGCAAAGCUUCGUGAGCUUGCAGAGGGUUGGCCUUGCUACCGUGACGCGUGCGAGUGGGAGAACUUCAAGUCGAUCUUCCAUGAAGGCGCCUAUGUGUAUACCACGUGGUCUGGUCGCGUUCUGUUUUCCGAUUUUAUUAACGGAUCGAAGGCUGGUAUGGACAAGGGCGCGUUCAUCAUGCAUCGCUGCCAUGGAACAACAUCAGAUAUCAGCCCUGAUGGAAAACGAGCGGUCACAAAGAUGAAAGCAACCAUCACGCAGAGAUUUGACCUAGAUGGUGUAGAAGUGGACGCUGAGGCCGAUUGCCGAUUCUGCUUCUUCUUCGAAAAGGUAGAUGGUCACUGGGGCGCACGGUUCGUGCGACAUUGGUAUGAGAAGGAUAAGCUCAUUCUCGUGGUUGCUGGCCAAGUACCUAAAUUGGACAUGGAAAAACUCCAUUCAUACCCUGAUGGAUAUAAAUGCCUCGCCUAUUGCCAGGAAGCAACGAUGGGAGUAACGGUUUUGAAGGAUAUGCCAGGGCAUCGGCUGCACGCAGGCACGCCCGCUGGCGACAAACAUGACCUGCUCUAUAGGCAAUCGAAAAUUUGGGUAGAGGGUGGAGAUAUCGAUAUAUGA